AUGCUCCGUUUGCAAAGCCUUAAAACAGUUGCGCGAUGCUCAGUUUCAAGAGUUACCCACUUUUCGCGUCUUAAUACGACCAUUCUACCAGUUUUUACAAGAGCUUUUUCCAAUUCCACAAUCCAGCGCAAUGAAGCCCCCCAGGGCUUGGCAGCGGCCGCCAAGGCGGCCGCAGUCAAAACCGACAAGCCCGCUAUGAUGAUAGCGUUCACUUGCAAGAAAUGCAACACGCGUUCGUCGCAUACCAUGUCAAAACAGGCCUACACAGGUGGAACGGUCUUGAUCCAGUGUCCCGGCUGUAAGAGCAGACAUCUCAUUGCAGACCAUCUAAAGAUCUUUUCUGAUGACCACAUCACCAUACAAGACAUUUUGAGCGCCAAGGGCGAGUCUGUGGCUCUGACAACAGACGAUUUGGCCUUCGAGGACAUCCCGGAAAAAUUACGCUCAACGAUAGGCCACCAUGCCAAAGAUGCACCUGAAACGGUGCAAAAAGCAUCAGAAGCGAGCUCCCCACACAUUCUUCCAAACAGUAGCGACCACACCCCGAAAUAA
Messenger RNA from Lachancea lanzarotensis, 552 nucleotides. It is a transcript of the gene ZIM17, whose product is annotated as LALA0S05e05072g1_1. The record is from RefSeq and is a predicted model, not a curated record. Gene Ontology annotation, biological process: protein stabilization; protein folding; protein import into mitochondrial matrix. Lineage: Eukaryota; Fungi; Ascomycota; Saccharomycetes; Saccharomycetales; Saccharomycetaceae. Gene Ontology annotation, cellular component: mitochondrion. The transcript has a single exon. Gene Ontology annotation, molecular function: zinc ion binding; protein-folding chaperone binding. The coding region runs from base 1 to 552 and encodes 183 amino acids.